Molecule: messenger RNA, 940 nt
Organism: Dendroctonus ponderosae (mountain pine beetle)
Lineage: Eukaryota; Metazoa; Arthropoda; Insecta; Coleoptera; Curculionidae
Product: tubulin polyglutamylase complex subunit 2
Exons: 5
Coding region: 40-918 (292 amino acids)
Biological process (GO): protein polyglutamylation
Source: RefSeq, a predicted model, not a curated record
AAAUCCUUUGGCAGGUCUCCGCCGUGAAAUUGCAGAAAAAUGGGCUUCGUCGUGGACAAAGUUUCCGAAGACUCAUUCUACGAGAAUCUACUCCUGGGCCUGUCCAGAGUGCUGGAUCGGAGCCAAUGCGUGUCCAAGUUAAGCCUCAAAAGACUGUCAGGAAUACGGCAAGUGGAUAUCAGGGCUUGGGAGCACAACAACGGCGUGAUUCUUCCCGAAGACUUGCGCUCGUUCUAUUCUUCAACCGACGGGUUCCUGUUCAGCUACGAGUUUUCCUAUGACUUCCACAGCAGCGACGAGGAAAAGAACAUUCGAUUGGGGGUGAUUCAAAUCAACCCUCUGAAUGAUUUGAUACGCACUUUCGGGUACGAGACGAAGAAUACGGCCCAAGUUCAACAUAAUGGAAACAUCCACUCGUUGACUUUGUCGAGGGAGAGUAAGGUGUUCGAGCUGGCCCACGUGGAUGAAAAAGGCAAAGUGGUCCUAGUGUACCCCACAACGUACUCAGUGCCCGCCAUCUGGCUCUACAGCGGCCAAAUGCACUUCAGCUACUUGGCCGAGGACUUCACCAGGUACUUCCGAAUGUGCUUAGCACACUUGGGCAUCCCGUGCUGGCAGUACAUCUUCUCCAAAGAGCCCCUCCCGGAGUGGAGCAGAGAGAUGUUCAACCUCAUAGUCCCGGGAGUCUUACCUGAAGACCGGAACCUAGUGGAGGGACGCAGCUACAAACACCCCAUCGAACACACCAACAAGAUCGAUCCGAGUAUUUUCCUGGUUUCCAGCAGCAAUCCGAUGCCGGCAAUCGACUCAAGUUACAGCAACGUGCGGCAGCCAUCCGAAGCCAAAGCGCGAGAGAAACAGAAGGUGAAAGCCGUCCCCCGAAGGGCCAUGAGCUGCAAAAGCAAGAAGGGAAAUUAAUUAAAACACUAAUGUCCCUAAA